Messenger RNA from Diceros bicornis minor, 1597 nucleotides. It is a transcript of the gene LDLRAD2, whose product is annotated as low density lipoprotein receptor class A domain containing 2. Gene Ontology annotation, molecular function: protein binding. The record is from RefSeq and is a predicted model, not a curated record. Bases 141 to 1262 code for a protein of 373 amino acids. NCBI's taxonomy places the organism in Eukaryota, Metazoa, Chordata, Mammalia, Perissodactyla, Rhinocerotidae. The transcript is spliced from 5 exons.
ACCAGAGGAGCUGGCGGACUUGCCUCCCCUGGCUCCUUGUGUCUGGCCGCCUGGCCAGGCCCCCACAGCCCGGUCUCCCCAAGGACCCUACACUGAGGCUUCUGUGGGUCUGCCUCCUUGUGGGGCACAGUGGGGCCUGGAUGGAGGCCUGUCUCCCGCAGCUGCCUCAGAGGUUGCUCCUGCUGGGGGCGGCCGCCCUGACCGUGUCUGCUGUGGAGACAGCCGACCUGGUGGAGCGCUGCGGGCAGACGUGGCAGGGGGCCGGGCUGCUGUUGCGUUCGCACCCCGCGUCGCGCAGGUUCUACUUCGUGGCCCCGGACACCGACUGCGGGCUCUGGGUGCGGGCGGCGGCCCCCGGCGACAGGAUCCGCUUCCAGUUCCGCUUCUUCCUGGUCUACAGCCUGACCCCGGCGUCCCCGGCGCCCCCGGCGCCCCCGGCGCCCCCCGCGCCCAACGCCUCCUCCCCGGCGCCCGCCGACCGCUGCGCCCCCGGCUCCUACCUGCAGUUCUACGAGGGCCCGCCGGGGGCGCCCCGGCCCCUGGGGGCCCCGCUCUGCGGCCUGACCAUCCCCGCCCCGGUGGCGUCCUCGGGGGACUUCCUGGGCCUGCGCCUGGUCACCAGAGGCCGCCAGCCCCGCGUGGACUUCGUGGGCGAAGUCACCUCUUUCCGGCUGGGAUCCUGCGGUGCCUACUUCCGCUGUGGGAACAGGAGGUGCAUCCCCCAGAGCCUGGUGUGUGAUCCCUGGGGCAUGGACAACUGUGGCGACGGAAGUGAUCAGGCUUCCUGGCCACCAGCCGAGUGCAGAGGCCCCUCUCUGGUGCCCAGCCAGGCCGUGCGUACAGAAGCCUCCGAGCCCCCGACGCUCUCCGCAGCUCUUGGGUCUGCAGGUCCCCUCUGGACCGCAGCUGAGAGGAGCCCCCCGGCGGGCCGGGACCCCGCGCAACAGGAUGCAGCUCCGGGAGGUCCCCGGUUGCGGGGCGUGGCACUGGCCUCCUCGCUGCUCCUGGCCUCCGCCGGCCUCUUCAUGGGCCUCGCCUGGUGCUGUUGCUCCCCGAGCCGACCAGCCUGGCGGGCUAGUGCCCACGGCCCCUGUCCCAGCUGCACCAUCUGUUACACGUGUCCUGGCCAGGUGGGCCCUGGGGGGGCUGCGGCUGAGCGGGCCAGCCUCCCAGGGCCAGGCAGGCCACCCCUAGAGAGGCUGCGGGCGUCGGAGGAAGGCGAGUGGGCUCUGGGGUCAGAUGGACCCUGGGUUCUGCCCUGACCCCCUGGAGGGCUGCUUGACCUUAGGCAGGUCACUUAGCCCCCCCGAGACUCAGUCUUUUCUUCUGGAAAAUGGGAUGAUUCUGGCCUCACAUGGUUGUGGGGAAGGCCACGGGGGGUAACCAGCCCUGCAGCUCGUGGUGGCUGGUGCUCUGCUGGGUCAAUGAACGGCAGGGCCUCCGUGCCCAGGGCAGGGAGCAGGGGCCUCGCUCACCUGAAGCUGCCCUGCUGCACUCCCAGACCUCGCCUGCCCUGCUCUGCCCACCCCAGCCCACCCCCUCAGGUUCCACCAGUCAAGCCCUCCUCAAGGACACGGGAGACAGCCCUGGCGGGGAU